UAUUUAGAAGACCAAAAACUUUGGCCAUGGCUUGCGUUGCUCCUUCAAAGUGCAUGAGCUGCGACGACGAGGCUGAUAAUCGUCACGAAAACCAAACAUUGGCGAUCCAGAAUCUCGUGAAGAGGCUGCAAAUCGUCGCAAAAAGUCAUAAGGAAAAUAAUGGAGAGACGACGACGAAUGACGAGUGUGGUGAUACGCGUGAGAAGAGUUCAUCUAGUGUUGCGUUUUGUGGUGUGAAUAUUUGCAGAGAGAGAAGAGCAGCUGUUCUUGUAUGCCUCUUUGAAGGGCGCGAUGGAGAACUACGCGUAAUUCUCACCAAGAGAUCCAUGAAUUUGUCUACUCAUCCAGGAGAAGUAGCAUUGCCCGGUGGGAGAACGGAUGAAGAAGAUGCAGACGAUUCCGCCACAGCUCUGAGAGAAGCAAAGGAAGAGAUAGGAUUACAUCCCAGUCUUGUACAAGUCGUCGCAAAUCUAAAACCUUUCAUUUCACUGCAUCUACUUACAGUUGUACCAGUAGUGGGGCUAUUGGCUAAAGUGGAGGAAUUCAAGCCACUACUCAAUGCCGACGAAGUUGAUGCUAUCUUUGAUGUCCCUUUGGAGAUGUUUCUUCAGGAGGGUGAUAUUCAUACAAGAGUGGAGAAGGAAUGGGAAGGAUGGAAAUAUGUUUGUCACAGAUUUGAGCAUCAAACUUCAAAGAAAGAGAGAUAUGUGAUCGGAGGUUUGACGGCUAGCAUUUUGAUGCAUGCAGCCUCCCUCAUCUACCGCCGCACGCCGCCGCCGUUCAUUGAACAUCUCCCAAACUUUACCCAACUCCAACUCCAACUCAUGUUGAAACAACCCUACCAUUAACUCUUUUAACUAAUGUCUCAAAUUAUCCAUCCAUUGAUUCUACAACUAGGAAACAAUAUAAUUAACAGUGCAGUGUUUUAUAAAAUUGUACAUUGUGCUUUGUUAGUGAAAGCACAGAGCAUACCCACAGCAUUAUUAUAAAAUUGUGCAUUGUACUUUGUUACGGAGUAUUACGUAUUUAAAGAUUUGUGUUUGGAAUACUAAA
Ipomoea triloba (trilobed morning glory) is the source of this 1053-nucleotide messenger RNA. RefSeq names its product nudix hydrolase 15, mitochondrial-like. Gene Ontology annotation, biological process: coenzyme A catabolic process. The record is from RefSeq and is a predicted model, not a curated record. Gene Ontology annotation, molecular function: coenzyme A diphosphatase activity; acetyl-CoA hydrolase activity. The transcript is spliced from 4 exons. NCBI's taxonomy places the organism in Eukaryota, Viridiplantae, Streptophyta, Magnoliopsida, Solanales, Convolvulaceae. Bases 27 to 848 code for a protein of 273 amino acids.